GGGAACGUGGCUGGUGUUUAAAGGGGAAACCUCACAUUGAAAAUAACACACUACAGUGGAGAAAAUGAUAAGUACAAAAAUAGCACAAACACAUCUGUAACAAACGAAUAACACCGGUGUUAAAGUGAUGAGCUAGGUAUGCUUCAUGCUUAAACUCUGCACCCACCAAACAAGCAGAGCACUUUUCAGCACACUGCUGCUCAAACUCUUCCAGAAUCAGGCUUCUGCCAGCGAAUCCGUUCAGUCCUUCAACUUCCACCGGAGUGCCACGUGUGCGGCCUAUAGCUCCCGGUCCCAGGCCUUCCUCGGCAAGCCUUGGCACGCCUGUGCCCGGACCCCAGCGUCUCGAGCUUUCCACCUGUCCUGGUCCCCGUGUGGCGGCGGCGGCGAGCGCGAGGCCAUGCCCGAGCAACGGUACUGCGUGGAGUACGCCAAGCGCGGCACAGCCGGCUGCAAGAAGUGCAAGGAGAAGAUCGUCAAGGGGCUGGUGCGCAUCGGCAAGAUCGUGCCCAACCCCUUCAGCGAGUCCGCGGGCGACAUGAAGGAGUGGUACCACGUCAAGUGCAUGUUCGAGAAGCUGGAGCGCGCCCGGAUCACCACCCGGAGGAUCGAGGACAUAACGGACCUGGAGGGCUGGGAGGAGGUGCAGGAUGAGGAUAAGGAGCUCAUCAACAAGCACAUUGCAGAUCUGGCUGCGAAGACUAACCACAGCCCUAAGAAGAAGGUUCAGACUGGCCUGGCUGACCUGUCCCCUGUGACGCCACGCAAGUUCUCUGGAUUCACUGCCGCCAAGCCUGGCACCUCCAGCUCUCCUGGGGGCUCCAGCAGCCUGUCGGCCCAGCUGUCUGACCCCAGCCACAAGGACUGCCUGUUGCGGGAGUUCCGCAAGCUGUGCGCCAUGGUGGCGGAGAAGGCCAGUUACAACGUCAAGACGCAGAUAAUCCAGGACUUCCUGAAGAAGGGCUCCAGUGGGGACGGUUUCCGCGGGGACCUGUACCUGACCGUGAAGCUGCUGCUCCCGGGGGUGAUCAAGAGCGUGUACAACCUGAACGACAAGCAGAUCGUCAAGCUGUUCAGCCGCAUCUUCAACAGCAGCCAGGACGACAUGGUGCGGGACCUCGAGCAGGGUGAUGUCUCGGAGACAGUGCGGAUAUUUUUUGAGGCAAGCAAAUCUUUCCCCCCAGCGGCCAAGAGUUUGCUGACAAUCCAGGAGGUGGAUGGCUUCCUGACCCGCAUGUCAUGGCUGACCAGAGAGGACGAGCAGCAGAAAGCGCUGGAGGAGAUAUCAAAAAAGUCUACAGCUAACGACCUGAAGUGUAUCAUUAGGCUCAUCAAACACGACUUGAAAAUGAAUGCCGGUGCCAAACAUGUCCUGGAUGCUGUGGAUCCCAAUGCCUACGAUGCCUUCAAGGCCUCGCGGAACCUCGCCGAUGUCAUCGAGAGGGUGCUCCGCAACCAGCAGGACUCGGCCAAUGGCUCCGGCCCCAGGAAGACCCUGAGCGUAGAAGCCUCCCUCAUGACCCCCGUGCAGCCCAUGCUGGCAGAGGCAUGCAAGUCCGUGGAGUACGCCAUGAAGAAGUGCCCCAAUGGGAUGUACUCCGAGAUCAAGUACGACGGGGAGAGGGUGCAGGUCCACAAGAACGGAGACCACUUCAGCUACUUCAGUCGCAGCCUCAAGCCUGUGCUGCCACACAAGGUGGCCCAUUUCAAAGAGUAUAUUCCCCAGGCUUUUCCUGGAGGCCACAGCAUGAUUCUGGAUGCGGAGGUAUUGCUGAUUGAUACCAAAACCAGCAAACCCUUGCCCUUCGGGACCCUGGGGGUACACAAGAAAGCGGCCUUCCAAGAUGCCAAGGUCUGCUUGUUUGUGUUUGACUGUAUUUACUUCAAUGGAGUGAGUCUCAUGGAGAGGCCACUGUGUGAGCGAAAGAAAUUCCUCCAAGAUAAUAUGGUUGAGGUCCCCAACAGGAUCCUCCUCUCCGAAAUGAAGCACGUCACUAAAGCAGCUGACCUGGCAGAUAUGAUCACCCGCGUGAUCAGAGAGGGGUUGGAGGGCCUGGUGCUGAAAGAUUUGAAGAGCCACUAUGAGCCAGGAAAGCGCCACUGGCUGAAGGUGAAGAAGGAUUAUCUGAACGAAGGGGCCAUGGCCGACACUGCAGACCUGGUGGUUUUGGGGGCGUACUACGGGAAAGGGUCAAAUGGUGGGAUGAUGUCUAGUUUCCUCAUGGGCUGCUAUGACCCGGAGUCGAAGCAGUGGUGCACCGUGACUAAGUGUUCUGGCGGGUACGACGAUGCCACACUGGCGAGGCUGCAGAAUGAGCUGGAUGUGGUCAAAAUCAGCAAGGAUCCAAGCAAAAUCCCCAGCUGGCUGAAAAUCAACAAGAUCUACCACCCUGAUUUUAUUGCCCGAGAUCCAGAAAAAGCGCCGGUGUGGGAGAUCACCGGCGCGGAGUUCUCCAAGGCCGAGGCCCACACCGCGGAUGGCAUCUCCAUCCGUUUCCCCCGCUGCACCCGUAUCCGUGACGACAAGGACUGGCAGACGGCCACCAACCUGCCCCAGCUGAGGGAGCUGUUUCGGAUAUCGAAGGAGCGGUGCGAUUUUGAGUUGACUGCCGGGCUCUCCAAGUUCAGCAGCGAUAAGGGCUCCUCGGGGGGAGACAGCGGGAGUAACUCCCCGUCCUCGACUCCGCGCAGGCCGUCCACCCCCAGCAAGCCCAGCACAGCCAGCAGUAGCAGUGCCUCCAAAGCCUCCUGCCUGCCCAAGACUGAGACGCCUUCUCCAGGAAAGGCUGUGAAGAGGAGACUGCCAGCAGAUGAGCAUGGUGGGAAAAAACAGAAAAAGGCCGAAGCUGUGCACAGUAACGGGGAGAGCAAACUGAAAACGGUUUCUUCUCAACCAGCAGAGCCCAAGCAAGACAAGACGCUGCUGGACAUAUUCACUGGUGUGAAGCUGUACCUUCCUGAGACCGUCCAGGAUUACGGCAAGCUCCGGCGCUACUUCAUCGCUUACGACGGAGACCUCGUCCCGAAGUAUGAUGUCGCCACAGCAACGCACGCCAUCGGAGAUCUGGAAGAAGAGAGCCAGGCCAAGCGCGUGUCCGCGGAGUGGAUCUGGAAGUGCAUACGAAAACGGAGGGUUGUCCCUCCGUGCUGAAGUUCCAGGAGCUCAGAGCAGUGGCACACUCACAGCACAGCUGCAGACUUACAGGGGACCGGGGGUACCAUGUGUGAACACUAUUCCGCAGAGACGUUUGCAUGAUGAAGGCACAGUAAAUCCAUUCGUAUAGGCAUGAGAAAUUGUAAAAAUAGCAUAGUUUAGGUUUGGACAGUUACAUUUGCCAGACAAAUAGAUGAAAUGUCUUGCAUUCACAA
This is a messenger RNA of Lepisosteus oculatus (spotted gar), 3369 nucleotides long. It is a transcript of the gene lig3, whose product is annotated as ligase III, DNA, ATP-dependent. Gene Ontology annotation, biological process: lagging strand elongation; DNA biosynthetic process; DNA recombination. Lineage: Eukaryota; Metazoa; Chordata; Actinopteri; Semionotiformes; Lepisosteidae. Gene Ontology annotation, molecular function: DNA ligase (ATP) activity; ATP binding; zinc ion binding. Gene Ontology annotation, cellular component: DNA ligase III-XRCC1 complex; nucleus. The record is from RefSeq and is a predicted model, not a curated record.